GGUGACGCGUGCGAGCGCCGCGACCCGUGCCAACAUGGCGGGGUUUGCAUUAGCACCGACGACGGUCCCAUCUGCGAGUGCCGCGACGGCGACUACGAGGGCGCCUUCUGCGAGAGAGACAAAGCGCCGUCAGAAGCGACGUUCCGCGGCGCGGAGUUUCUCUCGUACGACCUCACACAGACCGGCGGGGAGCCGAUCGUCAGCACGCAAGACACCAUCUCGUUGUAUUUCAAGACUAGACAGCCCAACGGCUUAUUGUUUUACACUGGCCACGAAGCGGAUUACCUGAACCUUGCGGUGCGGGAUGGCGGCGUGUCUUUAACGAUGGGGUUGGGCAACGGCAAGCAGGAGAUGCACAUAAAGCCUGCUCGCACGAGGUUUGACGACCACCAGUGGCAUAAGCUCGUAGUGCAUAGGAAGAUUCAGGAGAUAACGCCAAUGACCAGUUUUUGCCGGGUGUCGGCAAUAGUGGACGACGUGUACAAUGACCAUUCGCAUGUGGCGGGCUCAUUCACGAUGUUGGCCAGCUCGCGUGCUCAUGUGGGAGGAUCACUAAACGCCAGGGCACUACCCGGUGCGAGGGUCCACACGAAUUUUAUUGGAUGCCUGAAGAAGGUGGAGUUUUCGGCAGAUACACUCCGCCUUAACCUCAUCGACCUGGCGCGCACGGGCAGUAAACUGAUCGCCGUCACGGGCCGUCUCGAGUACGCCUGCACAGCAACGGACUCCGCUGACCCCGUCACCUUUACCACCAGAGACGCUCAUUUGAUCUUACCAAAAUGGGACGCUGUGAAGACAGGAACAAUUUCUUUUAAAUUCCGUACCAACGAGCCCAAUGGCCUUAUCCUCUUCAACAUGGGCGCCAAGCCACCAAGGGCCGAUUUGUUUGCUGUGGAGAUGUUGAAUGGUUACAUCUACGUACACAUGGACCUCGGGUCAGGAGGAGUGAGAGUUCGAGCCUCUCGAAGAAGAGUAGACGAUUCUCAUUGGCACGAGUUUCUUCUGAGGCGAACUGGGAGGGACGGAAGAGUUACUGUUGAUGGAGCUAAUGCCGAGUUUAAAACGCCCGGGGAAUCAAAUCAGUUGGAACUAGACGGCCCGCUAUUCGUGGGCGGCUUAGGCUCGGAAUACUCAGCGUCAAGAACACCUCCCGCUUUAUGGACUGCAGCACUGAGGCAGGGAUUCGUUGGAUGCAUCAGAGAUCUCGUGCUGAACGGAAAACCUCAGGAUUUGACUGCCUACGCGAGACAACAAGAUUCAGCCUCGGUGCGGCCGGCGUGCCACGUGCUGGUGAAGCAGUGCGUCAGCUCGCCGUGCCAGCACGGCGGCGCCUGCUCCGAGGGCUGGAACCGGCCGCUGUGCGACUGCUCGGCCACCGGCUUCGGCGGGCCCACCUGCGGCCGCGAGGCGGCCACCGUGCGGCUGAACGGCAGCCAGCACCUGACGGCGGCGCUGGGCGCCGAGCACCUGACGCAGACGGAGGAGCUGCUGCUGCGCUUCCGCACGCGCCAGAGCGGCCUGCUGCUGCGCACCAGCGCCGAGCGCUCGUCCGACCGCCUGGAGCUGGCCGUGGCCGCGGGCCGCGUGCGCGCCAGCGUGCGCCUGGGCGACCGCGAGAAGAACCUGCUGGCCGGCGCCGGCGUGGCCGACGACGCCUGGCACACGGUGCGCUUCUCGCGCCGGGCCUCCAACCUCAAGCUGCAGGUGGACGCGGCGGCGCCUGUGCGCGGUAUGUUAUCUGAAACGAUUUUAGGAAAGGCUUCCACGUUGGAAAUAUCGACUUUACAUCUAGGAGGUCUAUAUCACCCCGAAGAAGAAAUCCAAAUGACGUCAACAUUACCGAACUUCGUGGGGUAUUUACAGAAGUUUGUUUUCAACGGGAUCAAGUACAUCGACUUGGCGAAGUCUCUCGGUAUCGGAAGCGGAGACGAAAACAAUAACAUCUACGACACGGCGAACAUAAUUUUCAAUGGGAAAUUUGUAAAACCUGACAGUUUAAACGUAUAUAAAUCCGUGACGUUCAAAUCUCGGCACACGUACGUCGGAUUGCCUCUGUUGAAAGCGUACGCGAACACAUAUUUAGAUUUUUACUUUAGAACGACCGAGAUGGACGGCCUGCUGUUUUACAACGGCGGGAAGAAGCAAGAUUUUAUAGCGAUAGAGCUAGUGAACGGACAUAUCCAUUGCGUGUUCAAUUUAGGAGAUGGUGUAGUAACAAUGAAGGAUAAGUUGAAGAACUUCUUGAAUGACAAUCGAUGGCACACGGUGUCCGUGAGGCGGCCCACGCCGAAGAUCCACACGUUGCAAGUGGACGACGAUCUAGAAAUGCACACGACAAGUUCAAAUUUAAUGCUGGAGCUAGACAGCGUGCUCUACGUGGGGGGAGUGCCGAGGGACAUGUACACCUCCCUGCCGGUAGGGGUCCUGUCGCGGCAGGGCUUCGAAGGGUGCAUGGCCAGCCUCGACCUGCCCGGGGAGUCGCCCUCGCUGAUGGAGGACGCCGUCGCGCCCAGUUCCUCGCUGGUGUCCGGCUGCGAAGGCCCCACCAAGUGCACCCACAACGCGUGCGCCAACAAGGGCGUGUGCGUGCAGCAGUGGAACACGUACGUGUGCGACUGUGACCUGACGUCGUUCACGGGGCCCACGUGCUACGACGAGUCCAUCGCCUAUGAGUUCGGGCCGGGCCGCGGCUCCGUGACGUACACGUUCCCGCCCAGCGCCGUGGCCGACACCGAGGCGGACCGCGUGGCGCUGGGCUUCGUAACCACUAAGGCCGACGCCGUGCUGCUGCGCGUCGACAGCUCCAACACGCAGGACUACAUGCAGAUGGAGAUCAUCCGCGGCAACCUGUUCAUGGUGUACAACGUGGGCGGCGGCGACCACCCGCUGGGCGACGAGGCGGCGCGCGUGGACGACGGCGCCUACCACGUGGCGCGCUUCACGCGCAACGGCAGCCGCGCCGCGCUGCAGCUGGACAACUACGCCGUGAACCUGCGCCAGCCGCUGGCGGGGCAGCAGUCCACCAUCUUCAACGGCAUGGCGGCCGUGGCGCUGGGCGGCGCGGCGGGCGGCGCGCGCCCCUUCAGCGGCGUGCUGGCCGGCGUGGUGGUGGACGGCGUGCGCGUGCUGGACGCGGCGGCGGCCGGCGACCCCGCGGCGUCGGUGCGCGGCGACGCCCGCCGGGCCGCGGCGCCGCUGGAGCGCGACCUCAACCGCAUGCAGCAGACGCCGCCCUCGGGCUACGGCGCCGGCGCCGCCGACGAGCUGGUCUUCUCGGGCGCCGGCUCGGGCUGCCGCGACGACGACGAGGACGCCUGCGUGCUGCCCGAGCGCGCGGGCGGCGACGACCUCAUCACGCCCGUGUACGUGCCGGCCACGCGCCGGCCGCCCGGCCGCCCCGGCGCGCGGCCCAGCGGCAAGAUGACCAAGCCGUGCGACGACGAGGACUGCGUCGAGGGCUCCGGCGCCGGCGGCGACCGCGUCACGGAGCCCGACCGGCCCUCCACCGCGUCCGGGCCCGGCGCGUCCAGCACCCGCAGCAUGACGUCGCCCACCGCGUCGUCGCCGUCCACGGAGCACGGCCUGGGCUCGCUGGAGGCGUCCACGGCCGCGGCCACGGCCGGCGCGCGCGCCACGGAGCGGCACACGACGCUGCCCGACCACGGCGACUUCCGCUCCGGCACCGCCGACAGCUCGCCGCGGGAGACCACCGCCACCGACUCUCACACUUAUCCGAGCCACCAUACGCCGACUCUCACGGGACACCAUACACCAGAAGAGCCCGAUUUGCACACGACAGAAGAAGACCACCAUAACAUACGAGACUACGAAAUCGAUCGCAACGACAUUGAACAGACGCCAACGUACGGUAUCGAAGAACACGAUAGAAUACCAGGACGGUUACAUCCCGAUUAUAACGGAUUUAACGAAAAUGAAAUCACUACGAAGUAUUAUUAUCCGAAGUCGACGGAUAAUAGAGUUGUGCCGCCCGAAUCAGAGUUCUUUGCCACUAUUGUCGGCAUAGUGGCGUCCGUGCUGAUAGCGAUAAUCCUGAUCGUGAUCAUCGUACUCAAGUACAUCGUGUUCAAGCUGGACCCCUCGUACAAGGUGACGGAGGACAAGAGCUACCAGCAGGGCGCUAGCGCCGCGCUGCUCGGCAACCAGGCGCACUCCAGCUACCAGAGCGGCGCGGCGGGCGCGGGCGCGGGCGCGGCGCGCAACCUGCAGCCGCUGCCGCUGGCGCGCGCCGGCGCCGCGCCCGGCCCCACGCAGCCCGUCAAGCGGGACGGCAUCAAGGAGUGGUACGUCUAGGCCUCACAUAUCGCACCGUCGCGCUCGAAGGUCCAGCGCCGACCCCGUAGUUGUUCCAGCCUCCGGUCGCCUCGCGAGUUCGAUCUGGCGGUCGGGGACGCGAGCGCGGAAUGACAAUUGUUGACUGUAAGAACGUUGUAAGUUGCUUUAAUGCUAGGACGAUAAAGUAAGACGACAACUGACUGAUACGCAAGUGUUUAGAUAUUGUAAAUAUUAAUUAUUAUUGUAACGUUACAAGGAAUCACUUGUGCGAUCGGAUUGUGCAAUUUUGGACGAUCAAUUUGAAAGUAUGUGACGCUUCCGACUACUGAAUUCGGGAAUUGCAUUUACUACUUUGUAUAGUUUUUUUUUAUUACAGCCUUAUUCUAGACUUAUUUCGAAUGAGUUCGGCUGGUUCGCGAGGUCACUUUUCUAUCUACUUGCCUUUGAUAGUUUAACUUACACUAAGACUAAAGUAGUUUGGUUGUAGGCAAUUUUCACUAACGGCUAGGUUUAAGUUUGGGCGACUUCAUUUAUAUACUCUAACGGCUGUUUUCUUAAUAUUUAGUUUCACGAUUGACAAGUUUCUAAUUAGCCCUGUAUGAAUUAGAUGAAAUCAUCAAAGUCGCCUAAACUUGCGAUCGAGCCAAACCAAACAUUGAUCUAUUCCAAAAGUACCACGAUAAGGCGUUUGGGCUGCCAACACGAAAUUGAAGCAUAUCGUUCUAUUGAAGACUACUAUACUUUUUCAAUAUCUCUUUCCUAUAUUUAUUAGAUCUUAUACAAUAUUUUUAGAGAGAACAGCGAGUAGUAAGGUUAGGACAUGGACAUAAUCAAGGUUAAUAUCGCUUGGAAUUAGAAGCUCGAAGGAUGUACAUUAUCGUAGGAAGCGUAAUCGGAUGAGCUUGUAGAUUUGGUAUGAACUGUAGAUGACUUUUGUUUGUCUCCCUCCAUCCUUGCUCAAUUUCCUCUCAAAUAAGUUUUUAAAAAUCUAGAGGCCUAAUGGACGCUAUUUACAAAUACUAAAAUUCGACGACGAUCUCUACGUAGCCUCCGAUUGUAUUGAUCUGUGUGAAUAAAAGUGAGUUCAAUGAAUGUUAAAUAUUGCUGAUGGUUCAUUUUGAUAAUUAUUCGCAGCCAAGAUAUUGAGUCAAUACUGUAAAUUAGAAACACUGGAAAGUUGGCUGAUUUUAAUUAACUAAUAAAUUGGGCGUUCUACAAGGAUUCGACUUUGGUCCACUAAAUAUAUCGUUACGAGGUACAAUCCACUGUUCCUAGCAGCAGCGAGCAGUAGCUUAAAUGUGACAUUUUCAAGUGUAAAUUUAUUUUACCUAUGGAAUAAAUGAUUCUUUGCCUUUGACUUUGACCUAUAUUAUGGUGAACCUUAUAAAAACUAUGAAUUGACUGACUGACGAAACGGCUCGAAAUUUCCCUUGUAGAUAUUUAUUAUAUUGCAUGCAGUUUUCUCUCGUAAUAAUUUAAUAAAAAGCUUAUAUUUUUACAUUUAGAGAAUACAUCCACCGUCCCGUUUUCCUCUUUCCGAUUAAGCGAAACUUUACUUAGCUUUAAUGUAAGACGAGAAACAUAUUUAUAUAGAUUGUUAUGAAGCACAGGUUCUAGGUAUUUGAAGUUGCAUUUAUUGUAAAUAGUUAACAAUUAUUAUGAUAAUGUAAUUAAGUGGUACCAUACGGUGAAUAUCACACUCGUUUUACGGCACAAAAUGUUAGUCGGAAAUUUGUUUGUUUGUCAAUUUUAGUAAUAAAUGAAACGUUAAUGUAGUUAAUUAUUUGUACCGAAAUUUGGACUUUCAAAAACAGUAAUUGUAAAGUUUAUAGAUGCAGCUUCUUAUAAAAAAAUGAGGUAUUACAAGCAUUUAGUUUUAUUCAAUAAAACAAUUAUUUUAUAUGUCUUUUGCGGAACAUUCUUUUCCAACCUGUAUUGAUAUUAUUAUUUUUAAAUGUUAUGGAAACGAUAAUGUAUCUAUAGACAGCGUUCACACAAUCGGUUGUUUAGUUUCCUGAUAAACUAAAGUUGUUAAAUA
Messenger RNA from Hyposmocoma kahamanoa, 6331 nucleotides. RefSeq names its product neurexin-1a-like. The record is from RefSeq and is a predicted model, not a curated record. NCBI's taxonomy places the organism in Eukaryota, Metazoa, Arthropoda, Insecta, Lepidoptera, Cosmopterigidae. The transcript is spliced from 19 exons. The coding region runs from base 325 to 4311 and encodes 1328 amino acids.